Amphiprion ocellaris (clown anemonefish) is the source of this 7127-nucleotide messenger RNA. RefSeq names its product galanin receptor 1a (gene galr1a). Gene Ontology annotation, biological process: positive regulation of cytosolic calcium ion concentration; negative regulation of adenylate cyclase activity; G protein-coupled receptor signaling pathway. Gene Ontology annotation, cellular component: membrane. Bases 374 to 1426 code for a protein of 350 amino acids. The transcript is spliced from 3 exons. Gene Ontology annotation, molecular function: galanin receptor activity. The record is from RefSeq and is a predicted model, not a curated record. Lineage: Eukaryota; Metazoa; Chordata; Actinopteri; Pomacentridae.
GACGCAGAGAAAGAGGCUCCAGACUGGAUCAGCGCGGUCGGUUCGCAGACGCAACAGGUGCGCACCAGGAGAGAGAGAGACUCCGGGACGCACAGCGGCACGAAGCUUCAGAUCUGCACAGAAAACUCAGUAGCUUUGGAUUUUAUGUGUAUUUGUAGUUGACUUAAAUGUGAUGUGCAAAACUAAAGAGGAGGAUUUACCUAAAUCGUAAGUCAAAUGUACAGAAAAGCACCACCACUAUGAACAGGAGCGCCAAAGGAGACGCAUAAGCCACUGCUCUGAAAACUUGUCAUGAGGCAGCGGUGGAUCACAGACCUCCUGUAGGUCACGGUGGCAGCGUUUCAAGUUCGUCUGAAGGGGGAAAGAAGAAAUCAUGAACUUGUCAGAGUCCGUGUGGCUCUUGGAGGAGCCGUGGAACCUCAGCAGAGCGGAGGAAGAGGACGAGAAACUUCUGUUCGGGAUCGGGAUGGAUAAUUUCAUCACGCUGCUGGUUUUCGGGCUCAUCUUUACGCUCGGCGUUCUGGGCAACUCCAUGGUGAUCACCGUGCUGGCCCGGAGCAAACCCGGGAAACCGCGGAGCACCACCAACAUUUUCAUCCUCAACCUGAGCAUAGCGGACCUCUCCUACCUGCUCUUCUGCAUCCCUUUCCAAUCCACCAUCUACAUGAUGCCGACGUGGGUCCUGGGCGCGUUCAUUUGCAAGUUCAUCCACUAUUUCUUCACCGUGUCCAUGCUCGUGAGCAUUUUCACCCUGUCUGCCAUGUCCGUGGACCGGUACAUUGCCAUCGUGCACUCCAGAAAGUCGUCCUCCAUCCGGGUGGCGCGGCACGCUCUGAUCGGAGUGCUGGUGAUUUGGAUACUGUCUCUGGCCAUGGCUGCGCCCGUCAUGCACUACCAGAACAUCUUCCACAGAGGGGAGAAUCACACCUUUUGCUGGGAAGGGUGGCCAGAUCAAAACCAGAAGAAAGUCUAUGUGGUUUGCACGUUUGUUUUUGGUUAUGUGUUGCCUCUGCUGCUGAUUUCCUUUUGUUAUGCAAAGGUGUUAAAUCACUUGCACAAAAAACUGAGAAAUAUGUCCAAAAAGUCAGAGGCAUCAAAGAAAAAGACUGCUCAGACGGUGCUGGUGGUGGUGGUGGUGUUCUGCCUGUCUUGGCUCCCUCACCACGUCAUUCACCUCUGGGUGGAGUUCGGGACCUUCCCCCUGAACCAGACCUCCUUCAUGUUACGGGUGGCAGCACACUGCCUGGCCUACAGCAACUCAUCCGUCAACCCGGUCAUCUACGCCUUCCUGUCGGAGAACUUCAGGAAAGCUUACAAGCAGGUGUUCAAAUGCCAGAUCGGUACCAGUGACUCCCCGCUCAAUGACAUCAAGGAGGUCCGCAGCAAAGCAGAUACACCACCGUCGACUAACUGCACCAACGUCUGACUGACUGUUAGUUGUGCCAGCUGUCACCCUGGAACUCGCUGUAAUUCACAGAGUCAUCAGAAAUGAGUGGUUGUGUGUUUUUGAUGUCGGUAAGUAGGGUUGCUCCAGCUGUAUUAUUCCACACAAGCGCUGUUCAUUGUACCUGGACCAGAGGGGGAUGAAGCCACAGUGGCUGUCAGACUCGAUCACUCUCUUUUUGAUCCAUCUCUGUUUCCUGUACCUCUUCUUUCAAAACCUGUCAAGUCUGAAACUCAGGAAAAUGGUGAAAGUUGUUUUGACACAGAUAUUAGUUACAUAGCCAAUACAAAUAAGGUAAUUGAAUUUCAGCCUUAUGUAAUGAAUGUAGUUUCACUGUUUCUUCUGUCUCAAGACUGAUUGAAGUGACAUUUUCAAGAACUGUAGAAAAUGUUAAGAGAUUAUUAUUUUACCGUCAAAAUACAAAUGAUCCCAGAAUGCUUUGGCGGCAUCCACUGACUGGUUUGCUGUCUCACUAGAAGUUAAAUUAUUCUUUUUGUCGCUUCAGUGGAGAAACUGAGAAUGUGUGAGCUCGGCAAGUUUGACGUAGGAGCUGGAGGCAGCCAGCCGCAACAAAACGACAAAAUGCAGUUUCUGGUAACACAAACUGUCAGAAAUUCAAACAAUUCACCAGUCAUAAAGUAGCCAUCGCUAAUCCUAAACUACAUGCUGGAACUUACACUUGGUUUAGCAUUAUUACUUGAUAUUUAAAUGAGGUGUGAAUAAGAUGGCAUUCCCUGGAUUCACAAAGAUAGACUCAGUCAAACUUCUUACUUCUGAAUAUCUUAAGUGGACCUCUGAAGUGCACCAGGAGCUCUUUGUAAAUAUCACCAUUUACAAACCAAAAAAAAGGUUGACUUUUCUACCACAUAAAACUAUCAUAGUUUUCAUUAAUAACUGACAAGCGAAUUUUCAGCAAACUUUUGAAAUGUUGUUAAAAAGAAAAAAAAAAUUAAAAAGAAAAUAUGAAUUAGGCUUGCUUCCAGUAUCUGGUUACAAUUCAAGAAACUAGGCAUGCAAUGUUACCAGAAGGUGGUGUUAUAUGUUAUGUUAGAGUAAAAGAAGUAAAAAACUAAAGUGGUAUACAAUAAAUGGAGGGACAUUUUGAGAAACUGUGGGAAAUGAGGGAACUUGUAUUUAUUCAUUCAUGUUUGCUGCUAUUGAGAAGGUUUCAUGCUGUCCAGAGAUGAAGACAACAAAAGAAACAGCUAAAUGUAAAUCUAAAGAGGUGUUUCCAUCUCCCAUAAAGCAAAUUCCUUAAAAAAAACAAGACAAAACAAACCAAAAAAAUGAGGGAGCAAAUUAAGGCCUUUUUUAUUUACAAAAGCUCAAAUUUUAGAAAUGUACACAAAAAUACAUUAUAGAAACACAUGUAGUAAUUGUGACCAUUGUAGCCUCGCUCUUCAUUCCAAGUUAGCUAACAUAAAAGCACAUUCUGUAAAGGUCUCUGGGCUAAAAUUGAAAGGACUCACGUGUUCAAUCAGCUGAGCUAUCAGUGCACCAAAGCUGGCUACGUUUAGGAUUUGAAUAUCUACCAAACUCUUAGAUCAAUCUCAGCUAUCUGAGCUAAGACUGGAUUAACACCACAGACAAUAUCUUUGUAAGCCGGCUGGGUGUCAAUGGCAGGUGGGGAGUUGGACUGUGGUGGUACACCUGUCAAACGAUAACCCAGGUGUCCUUAGGAAAGCUUAGGUAGGACAGAAACCUCUUGUGGAGCAGAAGGAAAAAGUUCACUUGAUCUUGAUGUUCAGUUUCAGUCAUUUGUGGGCCACAGAUAGUCUACAGUCCGUACCAGUGGGGAAAGUAGUCAAAACUGUUGCCUGGGAGGUCUUUGAACACUUAUUUUCUAUUUCUGCAUGCGUUAAAAUAGAAGAUGCAACGUGUGUGUGUGACAGUGUGUGUCUGUUUGUGUGAAAGUGUGUGUCUGUUUGUGUGUGUGUGUGUGUGUGUGUGUGUGUGUGUGUGUGUGUGUGUGUGUUGGCGUUGCGAAGUACAUCAGAGGUGUGUUCUACAAUAAGAGUGAUGUAUGUGUAAAUAAUUCAUUUUUGCUGAUGAAAUGUCAUCACUGUAGAUUAAAAAAAAACUUACACGAUUAAAUCUUGUAUUUUUAACGGCUUUGAUUGUAAAUAAUAUGAAGUUGGUAUUCGCACCUGCCUGUGAAAGCUCUAUAUUUGGCUUUGAUGCUACGCUAACAGUUUUUGGACUGUGCCGUGCUGUAUGUUUUUUGCAUCCAUUUCUGGAUCUUUCUAACCACGGAAAACAAUCUAAUAGGUGAUCCUGUGGAAAUGAAGAAAACUGAUGGAGUCUGUCAUAUAUAUGUGAUGUACCAAGGCUCCACACAGCAGCUUUACUUCAGUGUAACAAAAUCCUUAAAACUAAACAACACGAGACCUUUAUCUUGGACCUACAGUAUCACAUAGCAUUUGAUAUACAUGCAGGAAUGUCCAUUCUUCAAGCUACCUGAAAAGGUAACCCAAGUCAUGCUCAGCAUGGAUUUUCAGCCUGAGGUAUCCCAACCGUAUGUUCAUCUGCUGCAAAUGUUUUUUUCUUUUCUACAAACAUCUGAUGUGAUUGAUUAACACCAACUUCAUCCUGAGAGGAGGAACUAAUCAGUGUAAUCAGCAGACUAUUUUCCCUCCCUGUCAGCAAGGAUAUCACGUCAGCGUCAAGGAAUUUUCCCAGAGAGCCGAGGGGGUGCAGUUGAUGACUUUGAUCUCUUUAACGCUGACUGCACAGAUGAUGAGGCUCAUUCAUGCCAACGCAGAGCCGAGGGAGAUUUUUAAAUUAGGACAGAUGCAUAGAAACCUAAUCCUGGAGGAUGGGUGAGAUUCUGGUGGACGCAUUCUAUACGUGAUGAAUGGAAUUCCUUUGGCUUAAUUAAUGUGGAAUGUAAAUAGAGUGUUGUUUUCUUCAAAAUACCCACAUAAAGAGCACAUGAAUAAGAAUUACUUAGAAAAUCAUUUAUUGUUUAGUUUGGUGCCACUUUAGAAUGCAGGCCGCAAAUUACAGUAAAAUCACUUAGCGUAUAUGUGAUGUCAGUGCAAUAUUUACUGUGUUCUUAUAGACAAAUCUAAGGACAGGAUAGGAAAAUCAGAGACUAGGAAUAAAGGGCUAAUAACUUUUAUUAUAUGUUUUAAAUUCAGCUUCUAAAUUGCUAUAACAAGAAAAGCACUCAGAGUGCGCAGUACUCCACCAAGGCUGCUCAGUCGUAACAUUUCCUACAGCUGAAAUUUUGAAAAAAUUUGUGGCAGAAAUCAUGGCACUAUAGGAUGUGGCCAUUUAAUAUAAAUGUACCCACAAACAAAAUGACCUUGCGCUCAGCACAGGCGUGUGUUAUGCAUGUGUACGUUAUGUAUGGAUACCGAAUCGCGUGACCUAAAUAUGUAGCAGGUGGCUGGAAUUGAUGGGCCUCAGAAACACAGAAAUACAGAAAUCUUUAACAAAUCCAUGGAUCCAGACUAUAAGCUGCAUCACUGCCAAAAUCUAACCACUUGGUCCUUGUGUCAUUUCUGACUUUCCCUGAAAAUUUCAUCCAAAUCCAUUAGAUCAUUUUUGAGUAAUGUUGCUAACAGACAGACAGACAGACAGACAGACAGACAGACAGACAGACUGACAAACAGACAGACAGACAGACUGACAAACAGACAGACAGACAGACAGACAAACAUACACCGAUUAUCACAUAACUCCGCCAAGGAACGGCGGAGUAAUUAGAGUCCAUUUAAGAAUUGUGGAGUUAUUAUUAUUAAUAUAAAUCUAAUGUAUAUUUUUGUUGUUGCUGGUGACCAGAACACUAGUCUAAGUCUAGGAAAAGUAGUGUACCUGUGUUACUAUAGCGGAUAAAUAGUCAUUGUAAUGUGUUUGACCUCAUAAGACCCGAGCUUUGGUUGGACUUGCAUUUUAGAUUUCUUCUAGUUAUUUGGGAUAAGGAGUAACCAAUAAAUAUAAUAACUGGAUAAUAUCUAAUAUGUGAUUAUUAUGUUUAUUAUAUUUAUACUAUAUUUAUAUUGUUGCUAUUUUUGUUGUUGUUACUAUUAUUAAUAUUAUUAUUGUUGUUAGUAUUAUAAUUAUUAACAAUACGUUCUUUUUGAAAAAAAAAUGAUGUCCACAUAUGUGGACAUCAUAUCUUAGGAGGUUAAGAUAUGUGGGGGAACAAUCGUAGUUUUGAAAUCUUGUGAAGGAAUGGCCAAAGUAAUCAAAACUUAUCCUCCCAUCAUCCCACCGGUGAUAGCCAGGCACUAUAUUUUUCCAUCCCAUUCCCCUGACUGUUAGAUAUCUUUUAAAUACCUUGAGGGAAUCGCUUCAAAAUUGGCAAAAACGUGGGAGUUUGAAAUACUGUCCAGAAUGAAGAAAGGUCACAAAACAGGAAUCAUUUCAUAAUUUAUACAAAAUGUCUAAUGGGACAAAAUUAUGAGGUGAUGACAUUUUAUAUCCAAAAGGUCGAAGGUCAAAUCUGGACAGACUUUGGAGCAAAGUGCAACUUGAGGAGUUGACAGAAGCAAAAAAUCAUGAAGUGGUAAUUCUACUUAUUGUAAUGAUAUACACUACCGUGUAACAGUCUGGGGUCUUCCUCUGUACCCCUAUGUAGAUAGUCCAUUAAAAAUCAGCCAUUUCCAGCUAGAAUAGUCAAUGUUAAUGUUAUCUUCAUUUAAAAAAAAAAGUUUUACUUUCAAAAAUAUGGACAUUUCUGAAUGACCCCAAACUUGUGAACGGUAGUGUAUAUAUUGCAGUAAGAGUGGAUAAAGGUUGAAUGAUUAAACGGUCCUUUGUCCUUUAAUUACGGUAAUUACACAGUAAAUAUUGCAUAUCUAUUAUGUAGGGUUAUUUCAUCAUAAUUACAAAGUACAUUCUAUUUUUACUAAGUAGAAGAAAAGUGUUUUCAGCUGAAUGUUAACAUAGUUUCAAAGUUCAAAAUAAAACAUUACAGCAUUGUACUGAACUAAAAGGUAAUGCUUGUUGGUUCAUCAUCCCCCUUUUAGUUAUGGAAUAUUGACCCAGUAAUUAUAAAAGCACUUACAGUUCUUUUUGGUUCGUAGGUCCCAUCUGAACACAAAUUUCUUAUCCCCGUCUCCCCUUCUCCUGCUGUUAUUUAGUAUUCCAUUGGCCGAAUGUAUACAUUAAAUAGUUUCACUGUAAUGCAGGCUGCAUUCUAAAGUCUGAACCAUUAAUUUUGCAGAUAUACAUUUCAAGACAUUUUUUUCUGAGUGAUUUCAUGCUAAACAAAAAGCCUUAUUUCUUUUUAUAAAGUCAUAACAUUUAAAAAAGGAAGUACAAUCAUAUUUACAUGUGACAGUGUGGACAUGUGAUAAAGGUGCUCUGUCUUAUUGUAGCUUUCUUGUGGGAUUUCCAUUUGUUUUCAGUUUUUAUUUAUUCAUUCACUGACACAAUGAUAUUUGUACAGUUUUUCAGUGCUCUGUGUUUUACUACGGUUGUUCUGGUGUCUCUUUUGAAUUGUGUUCCUGUAUUGAAAUCAGCUGUGCUAUUAAAAAAAAAAUGACCAGAAUAUAUCCGGGAAAAAAUUAGUUUCCCAUCUUUCUAAUCUUUCUCUGCUUGGAAUGCAAUGUGUGAGAACGUUCUCCAUAUCUGGAUGGUAUUUUGAAAUAUAUCCGGGCUUUUGAUUGUGUCUUAUGCAGUGCUGCUGAUAUUCUAAAGUUAAAUUAAACUUUGUGGAAUUUUCUCAAAGAAA